Messenger RNA from Strigops habroptila (Kakapo), 912 nucleotides. It is a transcript of the gene C2H12orf57, whose product is annotated as chromosome 2 C12orf57 homolog. The coding region runs from base 360 to 740 and encodes 126 amino acids. The record is from RefSeq and is a predicted model, not a curated record. Lineage: Eukaryota; Metazoa; Chordata; Aves; Psittaciformes; Psittacidae. The transcript has 3 exons. Gene Ontology annotation, biological process: post-embryonic development.
UUGCAUACGGCCGGCGCGGCGUCGCCAGGCCCCGCUUUCCGCGGUUGCCGCCGCUGGAGAGCGGCGGAGCGGUGGGACCGGAGGGGGGGGAGCCUCACUGGAGGCGGCGUGCGGCGGGACCGGUACCCGUGGCCUCACCCUCGCCGCGGGGCGGGUCAGCCCGGACGGGGCGCGGCGUAGGGGGGAUUUUGUGCAGUGAUUUCAGCUCUUUUAGUAUUUGUCUAGAAGGUUUCCCGCCGCGCGGGAAGCCACCCGAGUAGUGCAAUAGUAGCAGAGGGUGGGUCGCCGCAUGCGUGCUGAGAGGGCAGCGGGGCCGCGGUGGUGCAGGAGGCAGAGGGGCGGCUGCUUCGGUGCGCCCCAUGGCGGCGUCCGCGCAGACCCCGGCGGCACCGCUAACGGCGGAGCAAGCCAAGGCGGUGCUGGCGGAGGUGAUCAAGGCCUUCGGUGCGCCCGAGAACGCGCAGCGCAUGGAGGAGGCGCGGGACAACGCCUGUAACGACAUGGGCAAGAUGCUGCAGUUCCUCCUGCCCGUGGCCACCCAGAUCCAGCAGGACGUGAUCAAAGCCUACGGCUUCAGCAGCGACGGCGAAGGGGUCCUGAAGUUCGCCCGGCUCAUCAAGUCGUACGAGUCGCAGGACCCGGAGAUCGCCGGCAUGUCGGGCAAGCUCAAGGCCAUGUUCCUGCCGCCCAUGACGCUGCCGCCGCACGGCGCCGGCACCGGCGGAGUGGCCACCUCCUGAGCCCAGGGACCGCUUCCCCGGCGGCUGCUCCCUCCCACCGGGAGGUGCUGCCAGCGCCGGGGCUGGAGCAGUCGAACAGGGGAGGCGCUGACCCGACAGGAACGGGGCGUUUUGUGCCUGGUUUGGCCCGCUUUGUGUGUCUGCUCCUGAAUAAAACAUGUCUCGAAAAUGC